This is a messenger RNA of Ascoidea rubescens DSM 1968, 804 nucleotides long. RefSeq names its product Caf20p (gene CAF20). Bases 1 to 804 code for a protein of 267 amino acids. The transcript has a single exon. The record is from RefSeq and is a predicted model, not a curated record. Lineage: Eukaryota; Fungi; Ascomycota; Saccharomycetes; Ascoideales; Ascoideaceae. Gene Ontology annotation, biological process: translational initiation; negative regulation of translation.
AUGAUUAGAUAUACAAUUGACCAACUUUAUGAAAUCCGUUUAGCUUCAAUCGAUUUCAAACUUGAUUCUAAUAACCAAGAAAUUUUAUCUAAUUUUAAUGAGUUGAUCAACAAUCUUAAAAAAAAAUUAAAAACCUUUCCCCAAAAGAAAAUCAAUAAAAAAAUCCCCUCCGAUGACUCAAACGAUUUUAUUGACCACCCAAUUCCUCCCUCAAAUUUAAACUCUUUCCAAAGAAGAAGGUCUUCUCGUCAUGAUAAUAAACCCUUUUUCAAAAAAAAUUUGCUCCAAAAUAACACUUUUAUCAUCAAUAAUCAUCCUCAUCCUCACCCUCAUCCUCACCCUCAUCCUCAUCCUAAUAACAACCCUCACCCUCAUAACAAUUCAAAUGACUCGAAUAAAAUUGAUACACCUAAUAGUACCGAUCUGUCUGAAAGUGAUUCAAUUCAUAACCAAAAUCAUCCCUCUCAUCCAAACCACAACAACUAUCAUAUCCAAAAUCAAACUCAAAAUCACAAUCAUAAUCACAAUUACAACCAUAAUCAUAACCAUAACCACCAAAAAGUCGACUCUCAAGGCUGGGUCACCUUGAAAAAUAGAAAAAAAUCAUUUGGAAAUAAUCUUACUAAUAAUGAUGAAAGGGAUAAAUUUAGAAAAGAUUUCCAAUCUUCAAUUAAACAAAAACCAAAACUAAAUAAUAAAAAUUUAUCAUCAAAUAAACCUGCCGAUUUAGCAGACGCAAUUGCUGAAAAACCUUCUUUAAAAUUUAACGCUUUUAGUGCUCUUGGUGAUGAUGAAGACAUUUAA